Messenger RNA from Prorocentrum cordatum, 952 nucleotides. The record is from the annotation of a GenBank genome assembly. Lineage: Eukaryota; Dinophyceae; Prorocentrales; Prorocentraceae.
CACGGCGCGCCGCGGACCAGACAGGUGGCGGCGCGGGGUGGCCCAGGCUGGUGGCCGUGCUGCUCCUGUCUGGUGUGAACGCGUGCCUGCUGAACGUCACGGGCUUCUUCAUGACGCGCUACACAAGCGCAGUGACGUUGCAGGUAUUGGGCGUCGUCAAGAGCUGCCUCGGCAUCGUCGCAUCCGUGGCCGUCCUCGGGAACCCGCUGCACGCCGGCCAACUCGUGGGGGCCGCCGUGUGCUUCCUGGGGGUGUGGCUCUACGAGCGAAAGGGCGGCACCAGCAGCAGUUCCGCUCCGGUGGCCCCACUGAUGCCCACAGGGAAGGGGAGAUAGGAGCGCGCUGCUCGCUCAUUAUCGUGUUUGGUGUUCUAUAGGCGCACAUAUUCCACGCCGCAGGCUGACAACCUCAGUGGGUCGCGAAUGCUUUUUAUUCGUAGGUGUAGUUCCGUUCAGCCAUUGUAGUACCGCGCGCGUCGGGUGCGCCUUGCAUGCGAUCUGCUACUGUACAGGGCCUCCCUUGCAUCCGGGGGGCAGGGCACCCAGCCUGGAUGGUUGACGCCCACGCUGUGAGCUGAGCACGCAACUAGUAGGUUGCAUAAAAGCAUUGUACGGUAGAGAGGAGAGCAGCGAAGCGGCCCGGCCUCGUCUUGCGUGCCCCGGCCUGGCACCUGGCAUGCCUGGGCGUCGUGCGCUGCCUGCGGCACCUUGCUGGGCGGGCCGAGCGGCAUCGGCAAAGUGCAGGCCGCCUCUCCGGGCGCGCUCCGCUUCGGGCGCCUUCGCGCGGCGGGGGCGCUCGAGGUCGGCAAGCUGAGAGCAGCGAAGCGGAAAAACGUCGGAUGCCAGGCAGUGGGCACCAGCACCAACACAGGGGGCGUCUUCGCCGGUCGGGCAAUCGUCGAUGCUGGUUUGUUGCCAGCCUCUGAGACUCCCAAGGAGCACCCAACAGGAAC